This is a messenger RNA of Rhodamnia argentea, 2178 nucleotides long. RefSeq names its product glucomannan 4-beta-mannosyltransferase 9-like. Gene Ontology annotation, molecular function: mannan synthase activity. The record is from RefSeq and is a predicted model, not a curated record. Gene Ontology annotation, cellular component: Golgi apparatus. The transcript has 9 exons. NCBI's taxonomy places the organism in Eukaryota, Viridiplantae, Streptophyta, Magnoliopsida, Myrtales, Myrtaceae. Bases 550 to 2151 code for a protein of 533 amino acids.
CUCCCGGUGAUAUAGAGAGAGAGAGAGAGAGACAAAGAAGAAGAAGCAUCUUCUUCUAAGUGGGUGAUGCCAAGAACCCAUUGACAUCAUCAUCAUCUCUCUCUCUCUCUCUCUCUCUGUGGAUCUGAAGUUGGGUUUUUGUUCUAGUGGGUGUUGUUGUGAUCAGAAGAGCUCACUUGGGUGUCAGCUUUUUUCUCUUUCGGGCAAUCCUGAGUUAUCAUGCAGAAUUUACGUGCACUUCUUCUGUAAGGGCUUGCAUUCGCUUUCUUUGCCUUUUGUUCUUGCUUGUUCCACUCACUCUACUAGUCCAGCUCUUGCCUAUUUGUCCAAAACGUAACUCAGAAGCGAAUAUCACUCCCAACUUCAGCACCACAGAGCCAGAAAAAGGAGGAGGAGAGAAUAGGAAAAACAGCAACGUUUUCUGUGGGGUAUAGAAUCCAGCACUUUAUUAUAUAAGCGCUGACAUACUUCACCGUUCUCCUUGUCCAUCGAGUUACGCUUCUUUGCGCUCUCUCCCCCUUCGAGCUGCUUAUUUAUACAUCUAUUACGAUGGACCGCCCGCCGAUGUUCUCUGUCCCGGACGGCUUCUUGGGCCAAAUCAGGCUGGUCUUGCAACAGACUAGAGAGCCUCUGAUAGUUCCAUUGCUGAAGGUAUUGGUGGUAGUGUGCUUGGUGAUGUCCACAAUGCUGUUUGUGGAGAGGGUCUACAUGGGGAUCGUUAUCUUCUUCAUCAAGCUGCUUCGGCAGCGACCUGAGAAGCAGUACAAGUGGGACGCAAUGAGGGACGACAUCGAGGCUGGGAGUUCAUCUUAUCCCAUGGUGCUAGUGCAAAUCCCCAUGUACAACGAGAAAGAGGUUUACCAGCUAUCGAUUGGAGCUGCGUGUGGGCUUUCGUGGCCAGCUGAUCGGAUCAUAAUACAAAUUCUUGACGAUUCAACAGACCCGGCUAUUAAGGAGCUGAAGAAACUAGAGUGCCAAAGAUGGGCGAGCAAAGGCAUCAACAUAAAGUAUGAGAUUCGAGACAACAGGAAAGGUUACAAAGCCGGGGCACUCAGGGAAGGCAUGAAGCACAGCUAUGUCAAACAAUGCGACUAUGUGGCGAUCUUCGAUGCCGAUUUCCAACCUGAGCCCGAUUUUCUGUGGCGGACCAUACCUUUCUUAGUCCACAACCUGGAAAUCGGGCUCGUCCAAGCUCGGUGGAAGUUCGCUGACAGUGUUCUUGAUGGUGUUGCAGUGAAUUCUGAUGAAUGCUUAAUGACGAGGAUGCAAGAAAUGUCACUAGACUACCACUUCACCGUGGAGCAGGAAGUGGGCUCUGCAACCUAUGCCUUCUUCGGCUUCAACGGGACGGCCGGGGUGUGGAGGAUCUCGGCUCUGAACGAGGCAGGAGGAUGGAAAGACAGAACGACCGUUGAGGACAUGGAUCUGGCUGUGCGGGCUAGUCUCAAAGGAUGGAAAUUCGUCUAUGUCAGUGACAUCAAGGUGAAGAGUGAAUUGCCAAGCACGUUCAGGGCGUUCCGCCACCAGCAGCAUCGGUGGUCUUGUGGCCCCGCCAAUCUCUUCCGGAAAAUGGCCGGGGAAAUCAUCAGGAACAAGAAAGUGUCCCUUUGGAAGAAGUUCUACGUGAUAUACAGCUUUUUCUUCGUCCGGAAGAUCGUGGCCCACAUCGUCACAUUCGUGUUCUAUUGCAUCGUCAUGCCGGCCACCGUGCUGGUUCCGGAAGUAGAAGUACCCAAAUGGGGGGCUGUCUAUAUCCCCUGCACUGUUACCAUCCUGAAUGCAGUUGGUACUCCAAGGUCACUUCAUCUGCUGGUGUUCUGGGUCCUGUUCGAGAACGUGAUGGCUCUGCACCGGACCAAGGCGACCUUCAUCGGGCUGCUGGAGGUGGGGCGAGUGAACGAGUGGGUCGUCACGCAGAAACUGGGCGACGCGCUCAAGACGAAGUCCGGCAAAGCUCACAGGCGGCUUCGCGUCUGGAUCGGACAAAGAGUCCAUGUGCUGGAGCUCUGUGUUGGUGCCUACCUUUUCGUCUGCGGAUGCUACGACUUGGCCCACGGCAAGAACCGCUACUUCGUCUACCUCUUCCUUCAGUCCUUCACCUUCUUUGUUGCUGGGAUUGGCUAUGUGGGCACGUUUGUUCCCAUCUCUUAGUCUUAGCACACAGAAAUAGAAAAAAAU